AUGACAACCUGGCUACCUCUUGCUACACCUACCAAUUUUCCAGCAAAGGGUUCAAUGGACCCUCGUCAUAUCAAACUGCGACCCGAUUCCAGCUCCGAAGACGAUGCCAUUAGAAAAUGCAUUAUGAAAAUCACCGAUGUCUUCGGUUGUACUGCCGAAGUCGCAGUGGCCAACUAUGUUAACGGCGUCUGUGAACCGACUCUCGGUGACUUUGAUCUGCCUACUGGCAUCAUUGGUGCCACCUCGGUCUGCCGGGAUACAAAUGCCGUGUUGGGCUACGAGAACAACCAGAUCAAGUUCUGGAAUAAGAAUUUUGACACAGUGUACUGGGAUAUUGCUCUUAAUGGCGCUGCUAUGGAUGACGGGAAAGACUCCUGGAGUGCAGCGGCAGAUCCAACAUUCAACCGCAAGUGUCACAUUAAGGACUGCUAG
Penicillium waksmanii is the source of this 432-nucleotide messenger RNA. RefSeq lists its product as uncharacterized. The coding region runs from base 1 to 432 and encodes 143 amino acids. The transcript has 2 exons. Lineage: Eukaryota; Fungi; Ascomycota; Eurotiomycetes; Eurotiales; Aspergillaceae. The record is from RefSeq and is a predicted model, not a curated record.